GACCCCCGAACUCAAAAGGGAAACACACCUUCCCCUAUUUCUCUCGUCUCCCUCAGUCCACCCCCCGAUUUUCCUUCGAUUUUCUCGAGAAAAUCUAACUUCGAGAAAAAUUUCUCGAGAAAAUAUCAGCUUUCAUUUCACAGCAAUACACACACAUACACAUAAAUAGAUGGAUCGGAGGAGACCUGCGAGUCCGGGGUACUCGCGCCAGUGGAGCGGAGGAUCGAGCAGCGCAGGCUCUUCUCCGGCGAUGUCCCCGGCGCACCCUCACUCCCGGCUUAAUCCGUCGGCCACCGGAAUCUCCACCAUCAAGCGAAAUCAAAACUUCGCCGCUAAAGCCGCGGCUCAGCGGCUAGCUCAGGUCAUGGCUUCUCAGUCCACCGGCGAUGACGAAGACGACGACGAUGAUCUCGGUUUCCAAUUCGCUCAGCCGCGUCAUGGACCGUCUUCUUUGUCCGGAAAUGGUUUUACUAACGGCGCAAAGCCUCUUCCGGCGAUUCCGGUUACUCGGCCUAAUAGAUCUCCGUCUCCUGCGUUAGGUAGGAACUUUGUAGAGCAUACAACAUCGGUUCGUUCCACAUCAGCAGGGAGACCCUCUAUAUCAGUUCGUUCAGCGGCAGUAGUGCCACCGCUGAGCAAACCCUCGCUUAGAACUCCGGUAACCAUACCUCCAAUUGAUCCUCCUACUAGGAAUAGAGAUAAAAGGUUUACGCCAGAUAUUGGACAGUUAAACCCCAAAGCCCCAGGAGAUGAGCGUGAGGCUUCUGCACUUCGUGAUGAACUUGAUAUGCUACAAGAAGAUAAUGAGAUUAUACUCGAGAAGCUUCGCCUUGCUGAAGAAAAACAUGCGCAAGCAGAGGCCAGAGCAAAGGAACUUGAGAAACAGGUUGCUAAUCUGGGUGAAGGUGUAAGCAUGGAAGCCAAAUUGUUGAGCAGGAAGGAAGCAGCUUUGCGUUCAAGAGAGGCUGCUCUUCUCGCUGCCAAGCAAAACAAGGAUGGGAAAGAGGAGGAAAUUGCAACUCUUCGUUCAGAAAUUGAGAAUUUAAAAGACGGGGCUACAGCAGCAGUUGAACAGCUUCGAGAAGCAGAAUCUGAAGCAAGGACUCUUCGUACAAAGACGCAAAGAAUGAUUUUAACUCAAGAAGAGAUGGAGGAAGUUGUUUUGAAGAGAUGUUGGCUUGCUCGUUACUGGGGUUUAGCUGUGCAACAUGGCAUAUGUGCAGAUAUAGCAGUGUCAAAGCGUGAGCACUGGUCGUCGUUAGCUCCUCUUCCCUUUGAAGUUGUCAUUUCUGCUGGACAAAAGGCAAAGGAGGAAUCUUGGGGAAAAAGUGGUGAUGAUCCAGAUAGAAGUAAGCUGGCACGGGAUUUAACUGACCUUACCGGCGAAGGAAAUAUUGAGAGUAUGCUUUCAGUGGAAAUGGGUAUGAGGGAACUAUCUUCUCUAAAGGUUGAGGAUGCUGUUGCGAUUGCAUUGGCCAAACAUAUACGUCCUAAUUCCGUUCGGCAGUCCAUUUUAGAUUCCAAAUCACCUGGCGACCCUAAGUUCAUGGAGGCAUUUGAUCUUAGUGAUGAGGAAAUUGAAGAUAUUUCUUUCAAAGUGGCUUGGCUGACUUACUUUUGGAGAAGAGCUAAAGUACAUGGUGUGGAAGACGAUAUUGCAGACGACCGGCUUCAGCUAUGGAUAAGCCACAGUGCACAGACACCAACUUGCCAUGAUGCCGUGGAUGUGGAGCGGGGUUUGUAUGAGCUGAGGAAGCUGGGGAUAGAACAGCAACUUUGGGAAGCAUCUCGUAAGGAAAUCGAUCAGCCCAUCUCGGCUUACAAAUCAGCUGCAUCAGAUUUUGAUCCCUCUUCGUGAUAGCAUAUUUUGAUCCCUCUUCGUAUCAGACAGCAGAUUUUGGUCCCUCUUCGUGAUAGACGCCGCCUUCAGAUUGUUUGUUAUGCCAAUUCUUUUUUCUUUUUAUACUUUUCACAUAAAGUUCUUGUCCACGCUGCUAGCAUUUCUCUCUCUCUCGCGCAUAAGCACUAGAGUUCCCUGUAUAAUUAAACAGAGUUGGGAUUGUGGUACGCAUAUCACUCAAUUUUUUCUAUGUAAUCAAGUUCACAUUUUUUUUUU
Molecule: messenger RNA, 2116 nt
Organism: Pyrus x bretschneideri (Chinese white pear)
Lineage: Eukaryota; Viridiplantae; Streptophyta; Magnoliopsida; Rosales; Rosaceae
Product: coiled-coil domain-containing protein SCD2
Exons: 17
Coding region: 170-1858 (562 amino acids)
Biological process (GO): cytokinesis by cell plate formation
Source: RefSeq, a predicted model, not a curated record